AACCACAGCAAUCACAUGAGACCUGCCUUUCAGACUGGUUGAACAGAGGCUACACACACUAGAGAAACAAAGCAUUGAAAAAGGGAGAAAUGAGAGGCUUUUGCUGUGUUGUUCUUUGGAUAUUUCCAAUCUUUUCUUCGACAAUAGCACCUACAAAACGUGAGCUUUGUCGUAAGGUUCCAGAGAAAUGUCAGACAGAUCAGAAUGUACCAUUGUGUAUUGAAGAUAGAAUGAAAACUUGUGAGAAUAAAGAUCCUCGAGGCCCUGUGAUAUAUGACCCAAAAUAUUUCUCUACCCAAAUUUCCUCAGAGGAAACAGUCGAUACACAGAGAGGAUAUUUAAUCCACAUCUCAGACGAGGCAUUACAGAGGAGCAGGAAUGGACUGGGGGAUGCCAAUUUAAUUGUGUCUCUUAUCAAUGAGACUUUCUUCAGGGUCAGCAGCAGUUUACACAACAAGAAGGGGAAAGACUCAAGUAAGCCAAACACAAUAUUGCACGGGCAAACUGUGUUGGGAGUGUGGCUUGGUAAGAAUGAAGUUCAGAACCUUUCUCAGCCUGUUCAGAUCAGAUUCAAUGACACCAAACAGAGUCCAAAUGGAACCUGUGUCUACUGGCAUCUUGAAGACAAUGGCAAAGGUAACUGGAGGACAGACGGCUGUAAUACUACCAUCGACAACGGAGACUUUGUAUGCAGCUGUAAUCAUCUGAGCUUUUUUGCAGUGCUCAUUAAUCCUGAAAUUCCUUCAGCGUCCCAUAUUGACGCUCUCAACUACAUUUCAUAUGUUGGCUCUGCCAUUUCAAUAGCAUUUACAGCGCUAAUGAUUGCUAUUUUUUUGUGCCAGAGGAGGAAGCAAUGUGAACAUUCAGUCAUCAUUCAUGUGCAGCUCUCAGGCUCCCUUUUCUUGUUGCACAUCUCGUUUUUGUGCAGCGUGUGGUUUUCAGGCCACACAGACCUUUCAGUGUGUCAAGCUCUAGGACUUCUUCUACACUGGUGUCUUUUAGCCACCUUCACUUGGACAGCCAUCGAGGGCUUCCACAUUUACCUGCUGGUGGUGCGGGUCUUCAAUAUCUACAUCAAGAGAUACAUGCUUAAACUAAGUCUUGUGGGAUGGGGUGUACCCACCAUUACGGUGAUAAUAUGCGGUGUGACUAAAGUGUAUGGCAGAUAUACCUUUUACAUGGGUGAAGAAAACUCAACAAUCACACCUCUAUGCUGGAUAAGCACACAGAUAGUGAGCUACAUUACAGUCAACGGUUAUCUCGGGCUGGUGAUGCUCUUUAACAUGGUUAUACUGGGGGUGGUGCUGGUUAAGAUGCACAAGGUGAGAUCCCAAACUCUUCAGAUUAAAGACCAUCGGAGGAGGGCAUGGAAGGAAUGGGUGUCUCUCCUGGGGCUCAGCUGUGUUCUGGGGGUGCCCUGGGUACUGGCUUUCUCCACCUACGGCCCCUUGAGUCUCCCUGCGCUCUAUGUCUUCACCAUUCUCAACAGUUUACAGGGUCUCCUUAUUUUCUUGUGGUUUUUGACUCUCACAUGUCAAACACGGAAGGUGGACUACAGCUCAUCAAAGGGCACCAUUCAGGUCAGCUUCAACAGUAAUGAUGAAAUUGUGACCACAAGAUAACCAACAGUUGUUCAGUCCCAUCACACAGUGGAGUUUAAAGGUGGAUCCUCCAUUCUACACCAAAUCUUCACUCUAGUGCUUUUUUUAUUUUUAUUUUACUCAUUUGGAGCUUUGUGAUUUUCUAAUUGGGGUCUGCAGAGCCCCUGGGGACUGCAAUGUAAUCUGCAUACAGUAUUAUUGGGUGGAAAUAUUUAUUUCUAAAUGUGUUGAUCUGUACGUUGUAAUUAAAAUUAAUCAUAUUUAGUGUAAUGAUAAAAGUAAAUACAUUUAUUUAGUUAACAAUUUUUGUAAUUUUUUUUUAUUACACAUAUACAGUAAAUGGAGCUUUAUACAAUAUAUUGCUUAAUAUUUUUGGAAGUUUGCCAUAUCUGGGAGUGUUUGCUGUUAAACGAAAGCCUCUGUUCAAUUAAAGUAUAACUUUAAUGAUAUAUAAGUCAACCUGUUUGGGAUCACUUAAAUGUUCAGAAAGCACAAACCAUGACACGAAACGUCCUUAUUAAUUUUUCUCUCUCUCUGUUUUUCUUUUUUUUUUAUCCACGAUGUAAUAAACAUAUAUUUAGAAAAUUAUACCAAAAACACAAAUAAGAAAGACAGACAUUUACUUUAAAAAUUUUAUGAAAAUACCAAUGUGAGGAAAAUUGAGAUACAAAAAUUUUUAUCAAUGGUAAUAUUACAAAAAGUAUAAAAAGAAAGUGCACAAAAACUUCUUUACAGCAUUAAUUGUACAGACAGCUUUGAAUAAAUAGCAUAAGUUAAAAAAUGACAAAUUAAUGUAAUGAAAUGAUCAGCUAAGUCUCUGGUAAGGCACAUUGACUGAGAAUGUGCCACAUUAAUAGUUGAAUUUUUUUUCCCUGAAAUUUAUCGACAUCUUGUAUUUGCUCUCAUGCAUUUUAAGAACAAGAGCUUGAAGUCAACAGUAAUGCGGACUCAAAGUAUUGCUGGUGAAUAAAAACAAACAUUCAUUCAAAUAAUACACUGAAAUACAACCAAAAUCUUGAACCUCCAAAUCCAAUUGCAAACUCCAUAAUAAUAUUGAACUUCAGAGCCAAAAAAAUACAAUACAAUACAAAAGGCUGCAGUCAAUACAUCAAGGCUGAAAGACUGUACAAUUUCAUAUUAGAUUACCUUUAGUGUACAAUAUUGAAACAUGGAAAAGCGUGGUAAAAACACAGUGUAAAGCCUGGUCAGAAGUUCAUCAAUCAGUACUAUCCCUUACUCUCUGUAUUAUAACGCUCUCAUACAACAAUAAAAUAAAAUACAAACACCACCAAGAGUCAUAAAACUGAUCAUGCCUACAAAUACAUUAUGCAUGCUCUCAUAUGCCAUUGUGUAAAUGAUAACCGUUUAAAUACUCUGAGAUAACGUAGUUUUUGCAUCGUGCUUUUAAAAAGAUUUACAAACCCGUAACCGUUUUUUAAAUAUUGAGCAACAUCUUUAUGCCAAACCAGAAGGAAAACGAGAUUUUACAAGCACAUGUCCAUAUCAUAGACCACAGCUGAGGUGAAUUCACAUUGUGAAUAUUGUGCCCAAGAAUCCUAGUCAGAAAAUGCAUGCGUGUGAUAUAACUUCAAUCAGAGCAGAAGACUGCAAGGCUGAGUAAAAUAUUAUGUUUGCUUAAAAGUACACCCAUCUCAUUAAUGCCUUGGCUGUAAAGUUAGAUACAGCACUUUACAUUAUUCAUCUGUAACCCGUCAAACUAAAUGCCAAAUAGAAGUCGUUUGGUGCACUGGUAUGGAAAAUAAGAUUAUAUUUACAAAACACUGGUAACUCCAAAAAAAAAAAAAACAUUACAGUAAUAAUAAAAAAUUGAUUACAUUAAAUUUCCUAA
Molecule: messenger RNA, 3450 nt
Organism: Carassius gibelio (silver crucian carp)
Lineage: Eukaryota; Metazoa; Chordata; Actinopteri; Cypriniformes; Cyprinidae
Product: adhesion G protein-coupled receptor G3-like
Exons: 12
Coding region: 90-1622 (510 amino acids)
Biological process (GO): cell surface receptor signaling pathway; adenylate cyclase-activating G protein-coupled receptor signaling pathway
Cellular component (GO): membrane
Molecular function (GO): G protein-coupled receptor activity
Source: RefSeq, a predicted model, not a curated record